AACAUAAACCUAAGUUUCAACAUCAUGGGCGAAAAAAUAGGACAAAAAUGAACGAUCUGUCUGCUGACGAAUGGACUCGAGCACAACAGGAAUUAGAUCAACAAUUAAAAAAAAUGGGUUUAUAUUGUAAAGAAAUUGACGGGGAUGGAAAUUGUUUGUUCAGGUCUUUAUCAGAUCAAUUUUAUGGAAAUACAAAGCAACAUUCAAAGAUUCGUAAAGAAGUAUGCGAUUAUUUAGAAAGGAAUCGCGAUCAUUUCCAAUACUUCGUAGAGGAUGAUAAAACUUUUGAUUACCAUUUGUCGCAGAUGAGAAAAGUUGGUACGUAUGGCGGAAACAUGGAAUUGGUAGCAUUUGCACAACUUCACGAGGUUGAUAUAAAAGUAUAUCAACCUGGAACAAUCUAUGUUAUUGAGGGAAAGGAAAAUGAUAACACGAAAGAUGAUAGAUCUACAAACGAAAUUAGGACGAGGAGAACCUUACAUAUCAUGUAAGUAAUUACAGUAAUUACUGUAUUUUAUAGGUUAAAGAAAU
This is a messenger RNA of Rhizophagus irregularis DAOM 181602=DAOM 197198, 531 nucleotides long. RefSeq lists its product as uncharacterized. Gene Ontology annotation, molecular function: cysteine-type deubiquitinase activity. The record is from RefSeq and is a predicted model, not a curated record. NCBI's taxonomy places the organism in Eukaryota, Fungi, Glomeromycota, Glomeromycetes, Glomerales, Glomeraceae. Gene Ontology annotation, biological process: protein deubiquitination.